This is a messenger RNA of Sander lucioperca (pikeperch), 3028 nucleotides long. RefSeq names its product protein SOGA3-like. NCBI's taxonomy places the organism in Eukaryota, Metazoa, Chordata, Actinopteri, Perciformes, Percidae. The transcript has 10 exons. Gene Ontology annotation, biological process: regulation of autophagy. Bases 50 to 2677 code for a protein of 875 amino acids. The record is from RefSeq and is a predicted model, not a curated record.
UACAGUCUGCGUUUAGAGUCUAUUUAGGCCUAAGUGAAGCAAAAAUAAAAUGAAGCCUGCCGCCAGCGGCGCUGCAGCUCCUCCAUCAUCGUCAACAUCAUCAGCAGACAAUAGCGCAGGGAGGAGGAGGCAGCACCGGGCUCCUUCGCCGGCUACAGCUCAGGAAGGGGCAACCAGACGAGCUUCACGGCGCCCAGGCAGGUCCAGAUCUCCUCUACCCGUAGGAAGGAGCAGAAACAUCGGGGUGAGAGAGAGAUUGAGGUCCGCAGACGGAAGGGAGAGGGAGCCCGAGAGCCGCGGCGGGGCAGCUGUUCACCCGGAUGGUGCUGAAGCUGAUCUAGUCGCACCAAACAGGGCGGAUGCUGUCGGGAAAGAUCCGACAGAAUCAUCAGCAUCGGCCCGUCGCUCCGCUUUACGCCUGCCUUGCCUCAAGGGCGACUCCUCCAAGCGUUUGUUGCCCGGCAGAGCAUCGCCUUCCUUCUCCGUGGCAGAGAAAGGGAAGAUACCCGGAGAGGAAGGCGGUCGUAGGGAGAGAAGCGGCGCGUCUGCGGGCUGCGGCGCGGGCCUCGGUUUGGGUUUGUGGAGAGGAGGAUGCUUACAGGCUGAACUCAUCCAGUUCCAUCUGCAGAAGAGACUGAGAAGAAGCGGUGCGAAGAUGCAAACCAAGACGGACAACAUGGGAACAGAGGAGGCCGCUCUGGGAGAGCCGGAGCCGGCUGCAGAGGCGACAGAGGCGGGGUCCGUGACACAGCAGGACCAGGCCUUUGAAGACGAGAUGGAGAGACUGCUUGACGAAAAUGAAGAUCUUAAGUGUGAAAUUGAGGAGAUGAGGACCGAGAUGGACGAGAUGCGGGACACAUUUUACGAAGAAGACACGUGUCAGCUGCAGGAGAUGAGGCGUGAGCUGGAGAGAGCCAAUAAAAACUGCCGGAUCCUGCAGUAUCGUCUGAGGAAGGCUGAGAGGAAGAAGCUGCGCUACGCCCAGACGGGAGAGAUCGAUGAGGAGCUGCUCAGGAGUCUGGAGCAGGACCUGAAGGUAGCGAAGGAUGUGUCUGUGAGGCUGCACCACGAGCUGGAAAAGGUGGAGGAGAAACGCACAAAGACAGAGGAGGAGAAUGAAAAACUGAGACAGAAACUCAUAGAGGUGGAAGUGACCAAACAAGCCCUGCAGAAUGAACUAGACAAAAGCAAAGAGUCUCAAAAGAGAAGAGGAAGCAAGGACAUCCAGAAGACAGACAGGAAAUCAGCACAGACUCCUACAGAGGAGGACAAUGAGGACCUUAAGUGCCAGCUAGCUUUUAUCAAAGAGGAAGCAGUGCUUAUGAGAAAGAAGACGGCCAAGAUUGACAAAGAGAAGGACCGUCUAGAGCAAGAACUGCAGAAGUACCGCUCCUUCUAUGGUGAACUGGACAGCACCCAUCCUAAAGGAGAGGCUGGGGGUCCACCCACCACCCGCGAGUCAGAGCUAAAGCUCCGGCUCCGCCUGGUGGAGGAGGAGGCCAACAUCCUGGGGAGGAAAAUAGUUGAGUUGGAGGUUGAGAACCGUGGCCUGAGGGCCGAGCUCGACGACCUCCGCGGUGAAGGAGAGGGUGCUGGAGGCUCUGGGUGCGGAGCGAUGGGUGGGCAGGGUUCGGGGCGGGGCCGCGGUGAUGAUCUGACGGAGCUCCGACAGCAGCUGCAGCUGGUAGAGGAUGAGGCAGAGCUGCUGAGGAGGAACCUAGCAGAUGCUGAAGAUCAAAACAAGAGAGUGACUGCUGAGCUGAACAAGAUGCGGUUCAAAGCCAGCACCCACGAGGGAGGCGCCAGGCAUGGGGGAGGAGGUGGUGGGAUUGAUGGAGCAAAGGCAGAAGCCCUGCAGGAGGAGUUAAAGGCAGCAAGGCUACAGAUUAAUGACCUUAGUGGCAAGGUGAUGCAGCUGCAGUACGAGAACCGUGUGCUCCUCUCCAACAUGCAGCGCUAUGACCUGGCCUCCCACCUCUCCCUGCGGCCCAGCCCACGGGACAGCGAUGCAGAGAGCGAUGCAGGCGGUGCGACAAGUGGUCGCCGUGAGAGUGACGAGGACUCCACCUCUUCCCGCCUCCUCCCACCGCACCGCAAACGCGAGGGCCCUGUAGGUGGGGAAAGUGACUCAGAUGAGGUCAGAAACAAUAACGGAAGCAGCCGUUGCUUAACGCCCACACGAGGCCUCUACACCCCCACUGGACCCGAGGGUGCUGCCUCCUCCGCCUUGGCCCGCUUUCUGCCUGGGGGCCGGUGCACCCUGCGCGAAAGGCAGCAAAUGACUGACAUCCGCACGGAGGCGGAGAGGCUUGUUCGCACCAUGGACCGGCUCAUCGCUGACACGGCCACUAUCAUCACAGAGGCUAGGGUCUACGUUUCAAACAGCGACCUGAUGUUCGGGAGGGGAGAGGAGGGUGGGGAGGAAGAUGGGAGCAGGAUCAGGGAACAUGAGCUGCUGUAUCGCAUUAACGCUCAGAUGAAGGCCUUCCGAAAAGAACUGCAGACCUUCAUAGACAAACUGGAAGUGCCGAGGCAUGAGGACAGAGAGACGGAGGAGCCACUGUCGAUGUUCCAGCCUAUCAUUUUGCUCAUCCUCAUACUUGUGUUAUUCUCGUCCCUCUCUUACGCCACCAUCUUUAAACUAGUCUUUCUUUUUACUCUUUUCUUUGUUCUGUGAUGUUCGCCUCCCUUAAUUCACAUCAUCCCUUGUUUGUUUGUUUUGCUCUGUUGUUUUUCUUUCCUCCCCGCAUCAUUUGUUGCCAAGGUAACCAAAAGCACAGGAAAAGCUCAGCACUUGCCAAAGCUGCAGUCACAUUCAAGAGAGUGUGGCUAGAUUCAACACUGGAGUCUACAUUAUCCUUAACACAUCACUGUCCAUAUCAGCCCCUCCGGAAGAACAACACUUGCUGUACCAUCCUGCUGUUGUUGCCUAAAGUGUUUCCAGGCCAUCGAUCCUUCCAACCCUACGGUGACCUCUGACAGGAAAGUGAAACAGGAGAAAGGGGAAAUUGCCAUUUAAAGAGGCCUC